Molecule: messenger RNA, 2277 nt
Organism: Rhizoctonia solani
Lineage: Eukaryota; Fungi; Basidiomycota; Agaricomycetes; Cantharellales; Ceratobasidiaceae
Product: sulfide-quinone oxidoreductase
Exons: 12
Coding region: 1-2277 (758 amino acids)
Cellular component (GO): nuclear inner membrane
Molecular function (GO): chromatin binding
Source: RefSeq, a predicted model, not a curated record
AUGUCACGCCUGAGCGCGACGGAGGUAAUCAACCGCGGCGACUACUUGAAACCUGACUUUGAGCCAUCAACCCUUACUAUACCUCAUCUAUUAUCAGUUCUUACAUAUCAUGGCAUCAAAUAUCCAAGCCCUCAUACCAAGGGGAAACUUGUUGAGGAACGAGAAGCUCGCGAGCGCAAAAAACCGAGUAAUGAUGGAAUAUUGGAUGGGCAUACAGGACAGGCUAUACAACCUUCCGAGCCUGUACCACUUCGUAGGUCUACUCGUCGCUCAUCCAGGCAGCCUUCAGAGUCUGUGCCUGAGCCUGCUCAUUCAACUAAGCGCCGUCAUGGAUCAGCAGAACCAAUGACGACACGAUCAAGUUCAAGAAAUGUACAUCAGCCUCCUGCAGAACCAAUUCUCCUUGAGGAGAGUGAACAAGAGGAGCAAGCUAUUCCAGAAGAGGAGCCCCCCCGUAGGUCGUCUCGCGCCAAGGGUCCUUCGCUAAAAACUCGCCGCCAAUCUGCUGGACUUUCUGACGCCAAUGAUAGCGCUUGGGAAGAUAACAAUGUAUUCCAAUCUGGGGCUGAGGAUUCGCCCGUUAAGUCUGCGCGUCGGCAGCCGAAGCCUCGAAUUGGACCUCCUCCUGUUGCUCGUCGCGUCAGCAGUCGUAAUUCGAUGUCUGCUUCUCCUCAACCCCAUCCACAAAACUCGCAUUCCCCUGAACAGCGUGAAGUUACCCCCGAGCCUAUCAUCACGCCUGAAGUAUACAAUAACACACCUGGUACUCCAGCAUUCAUUCCUCGAUUACCUACUACUGUGAGCACCCCUAUAGGAGGAUUGCGAACAUUUAAUCCCCCUGCAAGUCAAAUCCGCAAGUCCAUCGCAGCGGCUGCACCUCCCCUUGCACAGGAUGAGCCUAGCAGUGAUGAGAAAGAGAGAGAAGAGAAGAAGAAGAAGAAGAAGAAGAAGAAACCCAGAAACCCACGAAUAUUGCAGAUCAAAUCCGACCAAGACAGUCUAAUCUCCGAUGACGCCAAGGAAGACAACUCGUAUGAGCAAAUUGACGAACCCAUCGACUAUAAUUCUGCCGUUGCCCAGCGUAUUGCAUCAAUCGGCCGAGACCUUGCUGCUGGCAAAGCUUUGGUUCAGCGUGCAGACAUAAAGAUCCCCCCAGUCGUUCCAAGGUGGCUGUCGCUGGUUCUUGGUUUUGGAUUCUCGGUACUACUUAGCAUCACAGCUAGCUACAAGACAGAGAGUUCAAGCAUUGGGUGGUGCGAUACUGGUAGCAACACCAAUUCAAUCAUCGCGGAACGUCAGACCGCUCAGGCUGCACGACCUGCACUCCUUGCCCGACACGCAACCUGCACACCCCCCUAUGGAAUCACCUGUCAUCCCACUUAUAUUUUCAAGCCUCAUCCACUUGACAUUAUCCCUGGACUACGUGCAUUUGCUAGUGGCUUGCCCGGAUUUGGCGCCGUUGCCUUCCCUCCUCAGUGUGUUGAAGACGAUGCACGAAAGCGAAAAGUCUCUGGUGUAGCGAAGGGAAUGGCUACGUACUUGGAGACUGUCAAAGGGAAAGAGAACUUUGGUGUCAAGGUUAACGAUUUGGCCGAACUGGUACUAAAAGAAAUGAAGGUUGAUUACCAUGAAAUUGUCGAAACUGCCUUGAACGACCUCGAAAAAUACGGUUGGAUAGAACGCAGCGUUGACUCCAAAGGAGAUCAAUGGGUCACAUCCAAGCGCUAUCGAUGGGUGCGCUGUGCGCGUAAGGUCGGAGCACGCGAAACCUGGAACGAAUGGCAGAUGCAUUUUUAUACACUUAUUGCCACAAUUCUUGGCGCAUUCUGGACACGUUCUAAACUCGCUUCGAAACGUCGCGAGUCACGUCGAAUCGCCGAGCUAGCCGCAGUUGCUCUUGAGCUAGUCCGCAAUCAAGAAAUCGCGCAUCACACCGACCCAGUUCGCUCGCCUCAUGCAUAUGUAUCUUCCUUGCACCUACGUGAUGGUAUUACAAGAGGAGCACAACGUUCACACACGGAUGCGUCUUUGGUCAAAGUCGCUAAAAUCGUGGAGGGGAACGCAAUAUCCGGGCCAAUGUGGAAGAAGUGGCUGGGGAUGAGACUCGGGUAUGGAGAUGGGUUGGAGCUUAAAUCUAUCUUUCAAAUAAACAUUAAACUUCAAGGAACGUCUCAGCGGUUGUCUUCAUUGUUUUCUUGUUUCGGGCCAGAUUUGUCUGUUAGAUUCGGAAUCCUAUCCAAACGUUUUGACGAGCUAUUUUUAACAUUGGUUCUAUAA